ACGUCAGUUUAAGAGUUGUUAUUUUGACCAAUACCCAACGAGAGAUACAAAUAGUUUACUUGACUUGCGCGUAUUCUGGAAUCCCCCGCCAUCUUGCAUCAGGAGGGGUUUAAACCACAAAAAAGCAGGAAAGGCAAAAAAUAUACUUAUGUAGCCUUUUUCGGUUUUCGACAACAUUAAUAUUAUAGGGGAAAUGAUAAAAAAAAAUGACCGCGGCUGGAGUUCGCACAUAUAUUUAUUUUAGCUUAGAAUGAUCAAGAGCUAAGUGAGCAGUUCUACUAGAUAACAAGGUUGGGGGAUUUUUCAGCAGAUAAAGUUGUUUUGUUUAUGUUUCUCCUAUUCGGACAUGGAUUCUUCAAACUCAGAUAUGCCAGAUGAGCAUCCUUUGGGACUAGGAGCAGUGGCAACUCCAUCCGGCGGAGCUGUUGUUGCGAAAGGGUCCAACAAGAGACGGGCUGGCUCUGAUUUCGAUGACGAUGAAGGAAGCAAACUGUUCCGAUGUGAUGAUGAUGGAGGUAGUUCAAAUGACAAAGAACGCUUUGCCAGGGAGAACCACAGUGAGAUCGAGCGGCGGCGGCGGAACAAGAUGACGGCGUACAUCACGGAGCUGUCGGACAUGGUGCCCACCUGCAGCGCCCUGGCCCGCAAGCCAGACAAGCUGACCAUUCUGCGCAUGGCUGUCUCCCACAUGAAGUCCCUCCGAGGCGGCAACACCACACCCGACGGCACCUACAAGCCCGCUUUCCUCACAGACCAGGAGCUGAAGCACCUAAUUCUGGAGGCGGCAGACGGGUUUCUGUUUGUAGUGUCGUGCGACUCUGGUCGAGUUGUAUACGUGUCUGACUCUGUGACGCCUGUCCUGAACCAGUCACAGUCUGAUUGGCUGGGCUCCUCUCUCUACGACCAGCUCCACCCAGAUGACAAGGAGAAGCUGGGCGAGCAGCUCUCCACGUCAGAGAACAGCAACAACGGUCGUAUGCUGGAUCUGAAGACGGGGACAGUGAAGAAGGAGGGACAGCAGGCAUCAUCAGCGAGGAUGAGUAUGGGCGCACGACGCUCCUUCAUCUGCAGGAUGAGGAUUGGGGUAUGUCCAGUGGAACCAGUGUCAAUGAACAGACUGAACUUUCUCAGGAGCAGAAACAGGAACGGUCUGGGUCCGGCCAAGGAGGGGGAGCCCCAGUAUGUGGUGGUGCACUGCACUGGAUACAUCAAAUCAUGGCCACCCGCAGGUGUGACGCUCUCUGAUGACGACACAGACAACAAUCAGAACAAACGCUUCUGUCUGGUAGCCAUUGGUAGACUUCAGGUCAACUGUUGCCCCAGUGAGGCCGGUGCCAGCAGCCUCAACGUCCCUGUGGAGUUCAUCUCCCGGCACAACUGCCAGGGUGUGUUCACCUUCGUGGACCACCGCUGCACGACCACCGUGGGCUUCCAGCCUCAGGAACUCCUGGGAAAGAACAUUCUUGAACUGGCCCAUCCAGAAGACCAGGGUUUACUUCGAGACAGUCUGCAGCAGGUGGUGAAGUUGAGAGGGCAGGUGAUGUCUGUGAUGUUUCGGUUCCGCUCGAAAACACACGAGUGGGUCUGGAUGAGAACCAGCUCCUUCACGUUCCAGAACCCCUUCUCGGAGGAGAUUGAGUACAUCAUCUGCACCAAUGCCAAUGUCAAAGCUCCAAAUCAGGACUCCCUCACCCCCCUGUCGUCUCCAGGGGUGGCACUGCCCCUCCCGCUGGGGCAAAACAGCCCUAACUGCCCCCCUGCCCUCAGCCCUGGGCAGGUAUCGGUCAGGCAGCUCCAGCAGCAGCAACAGGCGGAACUCGAGGGGGGAGGGGGCAGAGAGGCUUUAUAUGAUUCUACCCAGGUGGCACAGGUGGCACUGCCACAGGUAUCUGCACAGCCAGUAGGUGUCUCUGUAAAUGGAAACGCCUCCAAUCACAGUAAGCCGCUGGACAAAGGGGAGAUGUACACAGAGCGAGACCCCCACUUCCCUGACCUCUUCACAGAUCAGCCCAAGGCUCUGCCCACCACCUCUGCCCCGGCCGCACAGCAAAUGUUCCCCCAGCCCAACACCUACUCAGCAGCUGGAAGACCCCCCGACCCCUACAGGUCAGUGGGACUCCCCCAGCAGAUGGUGCAGGCCCCCCCCUCAGCUGGCCAGAUGCUGGCCCACAUGUCACGCCAGAGCACACCAGCAGGGGGUGCCCCUAACAUCGCUAGCCCCAAUCAGGCCCAGGCGGGGGCGUUAGGGUGGCAGGGAGCAAGACCCCCCUUCAACACACAGCAGGGGGCAGUGCCCACUGUGAAGUCUCCCCCGUUUGGCAUGGGGGACUUCACCUCUUCGCCUUCCGCCUCCUCCUCUUCCUCGUUCGGGCAGAUGGGCAGCGCCGCCACCCCCAUCCCCUCCAGCGCUGCCACCUACCCCACGCUCAGCUCUUCCAGCACCGUCACCAACGGCUACAGCAAUGGCAGUCAGGCACCAGUGCAGUUCCCCUCCAGGCCAGCAGAGGCAGUGUGGGGCCAGUGGCAGGGCCAGCCUCAAGCCCAGGGCGCCCCUAACCCUCAGGCCAAUCAGACAGAGAUGUUCCCGGAUGUUCUGUCCAUGCUGGAUCAGUCAGGGAACUUUAACGGCGAAGACUUUGGCGAGAUGCCCAUGUUCCCCUCUUUCAAUGAGUGAACCAGUGUUGAAUGUCUUUCCCUCUCUUUCUCAUGCUCUCUCUCUCUCUCUCUCUCUCUCUCUAUCUCUCUCUCUCUCUCUGCAAGUCUGUUUCCUUUCCCUUGUUCUCCUUUGGGAGUGGUGCGCUCUCUCGUUGUUUUUUAUUUUUGUUUUUAUUGUUUUACCAAAUGGAGGCUGAUGAUGGCGGGAGAGCCUAAAGCCAGAGAGAAGGAUGGCGAUGGACCCCGAGGGUGAGCCCAGGUGAUGGCUGACUCUGGAGCAGAUCGGCGCCGGAUCAGGGCCGGAUCAGGACCAGACCAGGACCAGGUUUUUUCUAGGGUCUACUGUGACCUGGGCGGAUGCUCAGGGAAGGACAGUGAGAGUGUGAAGGAAAGUGAUGACUGGACUUUUAGCUGCCAGAACAAUUGCGCACACACACACACAAACACACACACACACACACACACACACACACACACACACACACACACACACACACACACACAGACAAAGUACACACAGUAAGCGCACAAACGCACAACAAAAGCACAAAAUGUCCCACACACUGGUGCACUGCCACUCUAAGAACUACUGCACACUUCCCCAUACACCCACCCACACUCACACACACACCCAUAGUUUUUUGGUUAAUUUUCUAGAUUCAUCCACCCCUUUGCUUCCUCAGGUCUGAGGUCUGAUGGUUUAAGAGGCGACCCACAUUUAAAAAAGAGUAAAGACCUGCCACUCAACUUAAAUGCUGACCCUUGGUGCGCUGUGAGCGUCAGGGUCAGAGGGCAAUGCCCCAAGGGCUGGAACGAAGCGGGAAAUCGACACCCGUCAGCCCAUCUCCGUCUCCUCCUGGCUCUGCCAGUGAGUCACCUUUCAGUCCCAACACAAACAACACAAACACACGCACACACACACGCACACACACACACCCGAUCAUGUUUUAAGAGAGUAUAUCCCGACCCAUUCCUAUGCAUCUCCGCUGCCCUAUGAAUAUUGUAUUGUGUUGUGAUGGAAGGUGAGUGGUUUGUAUGGGCCUCACUCGCACACCUCACUCGCACACGGCAAGCAAACACGCUUCAGUGGUGUGGUUGGAAGUGCGGGCGGACGUUCCUCAGUAACUGGAGAACAGCGGAGGUCAUCAGUCCCACGCAUCCACUUGGCCACUCCUAAAGGACAUAAAUAAGUCGAUAUAUGGAUAGACUGAACUGGGGAUGCGCUGUGGACUGGGUGGGUUUGCCUGCUUGCACAAGCAGGUGUGUUUUUGCUUAGACGCUGUUAAGACCGUCGUUCACUUCAGUCACUUUCACUUCCCGAGUCCUCCCGUUGCCUGGAGCGACCAGCUGCACUCUUCAUCUCCUCUCUCCACUUGUGUGUGAAAGUUUUUUUUUUUUUUUGUUCUUUUCAAAUCAUCUAGAGAUUGCAAUCACGUUUAUUGUUAAUGAAAAAGAAAUAUUGAAGAGAGAGGAAAAACUGAAAGCAAUAAUCAUGUUCAGGAAUUUCGUACUUUCAAGCCAUUCUGUGUUGGUGUUUGUAACGGUAGCGGUGUUACAGGAUCAUUUUAUUUUUAAAUCGUGGACUAGAUGAGGCAAAUGUCGAAAAACUGAAAAAGAAAAAAAAGAUGGUAUUCUCAGGUUUCUUUGGCCUUUGGUUGUCCUCUCCUCCCCUCCUCAUAAAGCCUCCGACAGGGGAGGGGGGGGUCCUUUGGUGCUCACUCCCCACUCACAACCCAGUCCCGGUCAAGUGAGGGGAACCGCGUUUACCUUUCACCUUAGCAUCCCGGAGAACGGCUGGUUCUGGAGCGGAUCCUAACCAGAUCAUGGUUGGACCUGUGCCAGAACCCACUACUAUCUGGGCUAGAAAAACAAAUAUUUAUUGAAGUAGAGAUUGGGUCUAUUUUUUAUUUUAAUUUUUUAGGCAAGAUUAGUGUCUUUUUGUCUCAGGCAUGUAGUCAUCCUGUAAAAUAAUGUAAGUGGGUUGAACUAUUCAAAUUGGCUUUGGUUUAGCUGCAGUGGGUUCUCCAAAUUGGCCUUCAAGACAUCCUAUAUUGCUUUUUUCCUAAGCGAGUGGUCAGAGCACGCAGGACGUUAGCGAUAGCUCUGCAGUAUUAGUGAUUUGCCAUGCUAAGGCACUGCAGUGGUGUCUGCCAGGCACGCCACGGAGAAGAGUGCUUCGUAAAUGCUCAGCAGGGCCUGUUUUACACACAAGCAGGGAGCCCGCAAUCCAAAGGCUUGAAAGAUCCUAUCAUGUCAAAUGUGUUUUUUGUUUUUGUUUGUUUUUUAAUUGUAGAUGACAUUUUGAUUGGAACCCUUUUCAUUUGUGUGUGUGUGUGUGUGUGUAAUGAUGUCUGCACAUAUUUGAAGGAGACCAUCUCUCUCAUAGAUGUCAACACAUGUAUGUUACAUACAAGUACACCCACCUGUCUCUAGUACUUUUCCAGUUUUAACAGGGCGAUAUUUGUCGUCUUGCUGAUUUUAAACCACUUUGGUUUCCCCUUGUCCAGGUUUUUACAAUGAUGUGAAUUGCAGUUUAUAUAUUUCACUUAGAUACACAAAUAUAUGAAAAUAUAUGUAUAUGAAAUGUUAAACAAAAGAAAAAGAAUGUUGUUUGUUUUCUUUUUUGUAUUAAAUCAUUACAUUGUUAAAAAAGUGCCUUAUUUUAAUCAUGGCUAUAACGUCAGCUCCUUCUACUCAUCUGAUUGGCAAUGGCAGUACUACCAGAAUGGAAAGGCUGAGUAAGUUGUAAAAGAGGAAGACCAUAACAGGCAGGUCAGGGGGGGUAGAGUUUUCAAGCUGGGCUCAGGGCUCCCUCCGAGGCAUCCUCUGCCUGGCAGUGUUGUAUCUGUUUCCCCUGCCUUCCUCUGGUGUCCAUCCGCAAGGUAAUGGACACACAUCUGCUUUAUGCGCAUGGGAUCAGCUUGCCCGGGUUGGCGCUCCUCUGCCCCGCUGGCGCUGUGUGUCUCCAGCAGACGCAGUGAUCUCUGUUAAAUUGAGGGGGGAUCGGUUUACUCCCUCACAGCUCGUCCCGUUUCACUCAGCCAGUUCAUGCCAAACUGAGCAGAAAGCAAUCUGUCCACGGGGUUUGUUUGGAUUGGGCCUUGUGUAAGGCAUGUUGCUGCGUGUUGAUCACAUGCUUAAUGUGCCUGUCAAUGCCUGAGAGUGCAAUAGAAUUUGUUAUUUCAUGUUUUCACUUCAGUUUGAGUACAACUUGACAUAUAGAGACAUUUUCUAAUCAUGUUUUUAGUGAAGGUUUUUUGGUCAAAUCCCACUCUGCCAGGUUUUUGUUGGCCUCUUAUAUUGUCUUUAGGUGGCACUUGAGGAGAGGAGAGGACCUAUUUUGUUUGUUUUUUCCUGGUGGAUUAGAGUCCGCUGUCAGUGCUCAAAGCCACAGGUUCCCCUCUGAUGAUGACGUUUAAAGAAAAACAACAGAAGUCUGACUGCACACCCCAAUUUAAUUUCUUCUGUAUUUAUUAUGCAAUGCUUUGUUGAUUUAGAUGAGUUUGCCCGAUGAAGACUUUCUAGGUUAAUGAUAAGGAGUGCAGGUCAGUGUAUGUCCUGAGGUAAGGCUGACCCACAGCAUCAAGAGACCCUACAGGGUGUCCUAAUCCCUUAUACGGUAUGAUUGUUACCAAACUCCUGCUUAAAUAUUGAUGGUGGACACAGGUGCCAAGUGUAGUUGUGUGUGUCUUUAAGGGCGGAGAGUGGUUUUGGUGGAGAGCGACAUGCUUGGGGCUGUUAUCCGAGCGGAAGGAACUGUGCAAGAGAGAGAACACCUGGCGUGGUCAGGUGAAACUGAGACGGCCGGCCUGGGCAGCUUCACAAAAAAAGGGGUUGUGGAAGAAGAGAGGCGACAAAAGUGCACACAAAAACUAAGACCAAGGUUGGAAAGCAAGAAGGAGAAAGGGAAAAUUGGUGAAUUUUUCUCUGUGUUGGGGUGGGUUUUUUUUGGACAUUAUUAUUCACCAAAGAAGAACCAAAGGUUUCCAACUCCCGUUUGCAGAGAACCUCAAGCGUCUCCUGAGCCUCCGCACUCAAGUCCUGUGGUGGGUGAGGAUGGACCAGCCCACACUCCCUGUAUCCUGGCUGGAGGUGGACGUGGAUCUGGGGUUUGCGCUGUUCUUCUUCUUCCUCCUCUGCUUCUUUCUUUUGGUGACCAUGGUGCGCUGCAUCCAGAUGGUCUUGGACCCCUACAGUUCCAUAUCUGUGGCCACCUACCAGGAAGAACAGGCGGAAGAGGGAUGAGGGGGAAGGAGGAAAUCAGUGGUUAGGGGACAUAGUGGCACCAGAAUGUGACAUAAGAUAACAAGUUGGCCAUUUGUGGUAUGGGGGACAAGAGUUAACCUUGUAACUUCAUUUUCUGAUGGAUGACGGAUCCCAUCCAAAAGAACAGUUCAUCAUUGCCAUGUAACAAUGUGAUUUUUUUGGUGAACAAGUCUAUGAUAAUGACUUGAUUUCAAGAGAUUCAAAGGGUCCGGAAAUUGCUAGGGUCCUAGUUUUGUUCACACGGAUCUAAAAGCAGUCAUGUUGUGGACUGAGAGGAAAAUGUGUGCCCUUUGUGAUCUAUCAAAGUUAGCAGAAACUCAGUUUGCUGUAAAAAAAAAAAAAAAAAAACGAUCUUGGAGCAAAUAUUGUAGCACACGAGAUCGUUUAAGUGACAUGAGGGGCUACAGAAGGGAUUGCGUAUAACGAACUCUGUUGUGCGAAUUUAUUUGAGUGCACCUCUAAUUUACUGAACCAGGUAAUUGAAUGAAUCAGCUUUACUACCAGGGUCUGCUCGUAUUGCUGAAGCACGUGCACAGAACACCAUCACUGGAAGAUGGUAGACACUCAGAAAAGGGAUGGUAAAAUUCACCACUAAAAGUGAAAUUACACAUAACGGGACCUAAAUUAUUCCCGGAGAUUGUACAAUUUCACAUGGUGAAAAUCGAGCUACUUGAAUGGCCGAAGAGUUUGUUCGUGUUUCAAAGUAAUCACGAAAUCAAAGUGCUGUGCUCUAUACAAGAGAAAAGUAUUCAUAAAUCAACAUUUUUAGUUCUCAUACCAUACCACCAGUUUUUCCAUCUGUCUCAGCCACCCAUCACACGUUUAUUGGUCGUUCGUUAUAGCGUAAGAUUGCACGGAGCACAGCUGACCUCUGUAGGACUAAAAGCGGUGAAGGCAGCCGUCUUUCGCAAUUGAUUUUUUUGGACAGCGUAGGCUAGAAAAUGACUCCUAUGCUUUUCAUAAUUUAGUUCACGAAUAGACAUUCAGUAUCCAUAUGAAGUACAGCUUUAACACAAUUUUAGUCCCUGAAUAGGUUACGUAGGGAUACAAGUAAAAUGAGCCUUUAACUUUUCAAUGUCUAUACCUUAAAGUAAAUUGUCCAAACAUAAACCAUCAGAAUAUUUUUUUUUAAUAUGCUAUUUAUGUGGUUGUCUUUUAUCUUUGUGCAAAGUUUUAUAAUGAUUGGAUGGCAGGAAGUAGGCCUAUGGGCUGCUAUGCAUUGUUUUCAAUUUACACAUCUCCAAGUUCAGGAUUGAUUUUCUCCUAACUUGGUUUUCUGCUAGAUGAUGGCACCUUAAACAUUUUCACUAUUUUGUCUGGAUUGGCUCCACAACAUUUUACAAAUAACCCCUUCUUUAAAGACAAUUAGCUGUAUAUUUAGAAUAUCCAUUAAAACAUUUCAUUUUUUGUAACACUGGUCUGAUCUUGUCUGAUAUACCGAGAUGCUUACUGAGUUGCGAUACUAGAGGAAUAAAUGUGUAGUAAAAAUGGCAAUAAAAAGUUAAUUUAUGAUUUGUUGUCUGCUUAAGGAGAACCAAAUAAAUAAAAUCAAACUAUCUGUUCUGUA
This is a messenger RNA of Clupea harengus (Atlantic herring), 8488 nucleotides long. It is a transcript of the gene arnt, whose product is annotated as aryl hydrocarbon receptor nuclear translocator. Gene Ontology annotation, molecular function: protein dimerization activity; DNA-binding transcription factor activity. Gene Ontology annotation, cellular component: cytoplasm; transcription regulator complex; nucleus. The record is from RefSeq and is a predicted model, not a curated record. NCBI's taxonomy places the organism in Eukaryota, Metazoa, Chordata, Actinopteri, Clupeiformes, Clupeidae. Gene Ontology annotation, biological process: regulation of DNA-templated transcription.